AUGGCCUGGGUGUGGAGCGUUAUCCUCUUCUGCGUAACCGUCUGUUCAGGCUACCAUAUUGGAAACGUGUCACAGAAGUGUGUCGAUGACACGGUGGUGUUUCUGACGGAACUAGAGGAAGCUCAGCCAAGCAGAUAUGCAGUAUUAAUGUAUGAUUCCUUUGGCAAAAUGGGCAGUGACAUUGAGGCUGGAAAUGUGAACAGGCCUGGAUCACGGGAAGAAUGCCAGUUAGCCAGCGGUCCUGGGUUCAAAGGGCAAUACUGCCAGGUGUUUUUAAAACAGGCCCCGAUCCAGUACUUUGUUGGCGUUUGUGUCCCAGACUCAUGUGAAGAAACAGAAGUUCAGACACUCGUUUUUUAUGAGACAUUCCAGCUAGCUAGCAAGUCCCUGAUCCCCCCAGUCCCCCCUAUAAUCCUGCCUGACUCCAAACAGGGGGUCUACAUGGCUCAGUGUUUCACCCACACCCCACCGGACUUCUCUGUCAUCAUCAGCCUGUUCGUGUGCUCCUUGCUGAUCGCCAUUCCUCUGGUGGCGACCGUGUACGUCGGCGUCGUCCAGUGCAGGCAGUGGAAGGAGAUCGACCCCUGGAGCGGUACAGCCCUGAGCACGAACUUCAACCACUACGGCACCCUCAUGCCCAACGGCUCCGCCACCACCAACAACAACGGCUGCAUAUUCCCCGAGGCAACGGACAGCUGCAAAUCCAAGGAAGACAAACGGACAAAAAGCAAGUACACAGCCCUGCUGGGAAAAAAAACAGCUCAAGCUUGGUUUUUAAACAGCUGUGCGGCCGGCCUGCUGGGCACGGUGAACGCGGGGGGGAACUACGCCUCUCUGAACGGCAUCCGCAUCCUCAGCCUGCUCUGGAUCAUCAGCGGACACAACCUGCAGUUCAGCACCUGGAACAUGGAUAAUUACAAGAGAUGGAGGGAGAGAGUGGCGAACAACCCCCUGUACGUGGUUGCCUACAGUGGGCCAGUCUAUCUGUCUGUGGACACCUUUCUCCUCCUGGGAGGACUUCUGAGUGCAAAGUCUUUUUUGGCCCUAGUUCAGAGGGCAGAUGAUACGAUAAGUCUAAGGCUGGUGGCCAGUUUCUUGUUCAAGAGAUUAAGAAGGGUCCAGCCCCUCCACAUCUUCAUCGUGUGUCUGACCAUCAGCGUCUUCUCCAUGGUCCAGAAUAACUCCUACGACUCCAUCACACACAACGAGCUGCAGCACUGCAGGAAGUACUGGUGGUCCAACGUUCUGCUCAUCAACAACCUGCUGCCCGUCGUUGACAUCUGUGUUCCCUGGUCCUGGUAUCUCUCUGUGGACUUCCAGUAUUACACGACAACCCCCCUUCUGGUGUUCCUCUACAGACGAAAUAAAUUCGCCAUGUCUGCUCUCGCAACCAUUCUCCUGCUGAUCUCCAUCCUAGCCAGUGCCUUCAUAACGGCCACAGUGCAACUCCCAGUCCACCAACCAACAACACUGGACUAUGCAUCCUUCUAUGAGUAUUACUACAACAAACCUUGGACCCGGUAUGGCCCAUAUUUGAUUGGGGUUUUUACAGGGAUAUUCCUCAAUACCAAGAAAUCUCACCUUUUAAAACAUCAGUGGCAGGCUGCCCUCGGCUGGGUCUCCUCGGUGAUCGUCAUCGCUGCGCUCAUCGCCCUGUCCUACGUCCUGCGGGACGUGCCGGACCAGCCCUCCAUACCCCACGCCGCCUACCAGGGGCUCCACCGCACCCUGUUCGGGCUGUGCGUGGCCUGGGUGAUUCUGGCCUGUGAGGAGGGCUACGGAGGAUUCAUCAAUAAAAUGAUGUCACUGAAACUGUGGGUUCCUCUGUCAAACAUCAGCUAUGCCUGCUAUAUGAUUCAUCCCCUCAUUAUCAUACUGUACAACGGAAAACAAGACACACCGACACAUUACAAUGACAUCAACUUUAUGUACCUGUUCUUGGGGCACACAGUGUUGUCAGGACUUGUGGGCUAUGUCCUGACUGUGCUAAUUGAGAAGCCUUACAUGUUCCUGAAAGGUUUACGGGGAUAAAUACGGAUUUAUUGGACUCAACACAGACCAGCUUGGACAGAGAAAACUGUUCCUUCAUGAUUCUGCAUUGAUAUAUGGUGAUUUUUCUUGUGCAUUCUUCAACAUUGUCAAUAUAAUUUCCAAUUUUAAUUAAUCUAUUAUUUUAUAAGUGUGAAAUGUUGAUUGUGCUGCCAGAUUGUAAAGAAUAGUUUUGUUAGUAGCUCUGAAUCAGUUGCAUAUGUAUGUUAAAUAGUGGAGCGAUGUUUUAUGGUGCAACAGUACAGUACUUUGAGGGAUGAAUUUGAAAAAUGUGUGUUUGUGGGUGUUUAUUGCACUAUGGACUUUAUGUAGCACCGCACACAGAUUUGGCUGGCCUCCUUGUGUGUCAAAUUCCAAAGGCAGAGUAGUAGUAUUGUGUUUCAGUGGUCCAGCUGAGUGUCGGUGUAAAGCAUUCAAUCCAAUGACUUUCAAUCCAAAGCGCAUAUUGGAAAAACUGAAUGCGGCAGCAGAAUCAUAGGUCGUGUCUGCAUCCUGUUAAAUUCAAACAGGUUGUUCAU
Conger conger (European conger) is the source of this 2567-nucleotide messenger RNA. It is a transcript of the gene oacyl, whose product is annotated as O-acyltransferase like. The record is from RefSeq and is a predicted model, not a curated record. Lineage: Eukaryota; Metazoa; Chordata; Actinopteri; Anguilliformes; Congridae. The coding region runs from base 1 to 2031 and encodes 676 amino acids. Gene Ontology annotation, molecular function: acyltransferase activity, transferring groups other than amino-acyl groups. The transcript is spliced from 15 exons.